Messenger RNA from Thlaspi arvense, 1311 nucleotides. Lineage: Eukaryota; Viridiplantae; Streptophyta; Magnoliopsida; Brassicales; Brassicaceae. The record is from the annotation of a GenBank genome assembly.
CGAAUAUGCAGUUCCUUUUGAGCUUUCUUUCUUAUAUUUUUACCAAGCAAUCCAAUAAUUAACAUUUUCUCUCUCUCUGCAAUGGAGUCAACGAAGAAGCAAGUCUCGUUAGAGGUACUUCCAUGGUUAGUUGUUCACAGCGACGGAACGUUAGGGAGACUAGCUGGAACCGAGGUUUGCCCUUCCGGUUUAGAUCCAGAAACCGGUGUAUUAUCCAAAGAUAUCAUCAUCGAACCAAAAACCGGUAUAUCCGCCCGAAUCUACAGACCCGACCCGAUUCAACCUGGAAACAAACUUCCUCUUGUGCUCUAUUUCCACGGCGGCGCAUUUCUCAUCUCUUCUGCCUCCUUUCCCAGUUACCACACCAGCCUUAACAAACUCGUUGCUCAGGCUAACGUCAUUGCCGUCUCUGUCAAUUACAGACUAGCACCAGAACAUCCACUCCCUACGGCGUACGAAGACGCAUGGAACGCGUUACAAGAGAUCCAAGCCAGCAACGAGCCAUGGAUCAACGACUACACCGACUUCAACCGUUUCUUCCUAGUCGGAGAUAGCGCCGGAGCAAACAUCUCGCACCACCUCGCGUUCCGAGCCAAACAAUCGAACCACACCGUGAAAAUCAAAGGCAUAGGAAUGAUCCACCCGUACUUCUGGGGAACACAACUGAUAGGAUCAGAGGCUAAUGACGAAGGGAGAAAACAAAUGGUUGACGGAUGGUGGGGGUUCGUGUGCCCGUCGGAGAAAGGAUGCGAUGACCCGUGGAUCAACCCGUUUGCUGACGGGUCACCGGAUCUUGAAGGGUUAGGGUGCGAAAGAGUGAUGGUUACGGUAGCUGAGAAAGAUAUAUUGAGAGAGAGAGGGAAAAUGUAUUACGAGAGGUUGGUGAAGAGCAAGUGGACAGGAGAAGCUGAGAUUAUGGAGACGAAAGGGAAAGAUCACGUGUUUCAUAUAUUCGAGCCUGAUUGUGAUGAAGCUAUUGAGAUGGUACGACGCUUGGCUUUGUUCAUUAACCAAGUUUGAAGUUUGAAGUUUGAAGUUUGAAUUUGUUUUUUCGCGCAUUUUUUUUCUCUAUUUGAUUUUAGAGUGUUUGUACAAUUUAUUGCUCUGUUAAUAAAUACCUUGUGCCAAAAUCAAGACCUUGAAAACCUUCUUCCUCCGCUAGAGUGUCCGGAAAUCUCUGAGAGAAUCAGAAUCUCUACUCUAAUUAAUUAAGCCACAUUACAUCAAAAGUUCUCAUUAGCUUCGAGUUUUGAGCACGGUUCCUAUAAUUUCUUAAUUUUGUUAUCCCAUACUUCAAACCAUACUUUCCGA